ACAGAUUCAAAGAAAGCGAUAGUUAUUUUUAUAUUACAGAUUCGAAGAAAGCGUUAGUUAUUUUCAUAUUUAUUAUUGAUAUUAAUAAAAUAUUAUUAAAACGUUAAAGAUGGAGGUGAACAAACAGAGAACAAUGUGGAGAAAUAGCGACGAAGUUGUUCUAAUAGAUUUGUGGCGGGAACGAGCUGGAGAUUUGCGACGUGCCAAACGUAAUUUUCACAUCUAUGCCGACAUAUCGGUGCAAAUGGCACAUAAAUUUACACCAAAAGAAGUGCAUAUUAAAAUACGCAACCUUACACAAAAAUAUAGAGAGGAAAGGAAAAAAGUUGGACCCUCGGGGGGCAGCCCAUCGCUGUGGAAACAUUUUGAUGCGGUCCAUCAAAUUAUUGGACUGACAGUAACCAAUACAGCUGAAGUACAUGAGUCAUUUACUGUGUCAUCUAUGGCUAUAGGAUCGCCAGAACCAAUAUCGCCAGAGCCAGAACCAAUGUCGCCAGAGCCAGAACCAAUGUCGCCUGAACCGGUAUGUACGCCAGUAAUGACAUUGACGAACUCGCCAUUAAUGUCGCCACCAGGCAGCUCGACAUCAGCAGCGGGGGCAUCUGCAAAUAAAAAGAGAAACUAUAUGGGUGAACUUGUAAAAGUGGCAAAAGAACAAAACGAAUUGCUGAAGACAGUGGUGGAGGACGGGAAAAUAUUGACCGAGAGAGUUGUUACUGCAAUCGAAGAACAAAGUAAUAAUACAAAAGAGUUUAUAGGUAUUAUGAAAAAUAUUUUAGAAAAAAUGUAAAUAAUGUGAAAAUGAUAAAAAUGAUUUGAACUGAAUAUUAAUUUUAGAAAAAAUGUAAAUAAUGUGAAAAUGAAAAAAAAUGAAUUUGAAAUGAAUAAUAUUUUUAGAAAAAAUGUGAAAAUGAUAAAAAUGAAUUUGAACUGAAUAUUAAUUUUAGAAAAAAUGUAAAAAUAAAAUGGAUUCAAACUAAAUAUAAAUUUUGGAAAUGUAUUGGAA
This is a messenger RNA of Bactrocera dorsalis (oriental fruit fly), 1006 nucleotides long. RefSeq lists its product as uncharacterized. Gene Ontology annotation, biological process: positive regulation of DNA-templated transcription. Lineage: Eukaryota; Metazoa; Arthropoda; Insecta; Diptera; Tephritidae. Gene Ontology annotation, cellular component: nuclear body. Bases 110 to 790 code for a protein of 226 amino acids. The transcript is spliced from 4 exons. The record is from RefSeq and is a predicted model, not a curated record.